This is a messenger RNA of Catharus ustulatus (Swainson's thrush), 1316 nucleotides long. RefSeq names its product transcription factor AP-4 (gene TFAP4). Gene Ontology annotation, biological process: regulation of transcription by RNA polymerase II. The record is from RefSeq and is a predicted model, not a curated record. Bases 117 to 1133 code for a protein of 338 amino acids. Gene Ontology annotation, molecular function: DNA-binding transcription factor activity, RNA polymerase II-specific; RNA polymerase II cis-regulatory region sequence-specific DNA binding; protein dimerization activity. NCBI's taxonomy places the organism in Eukaryota, Metazoa, Chordata, Aves, Passeriformes, Turdidae. Gene Ontology annotation, cellular component: nucleus. The transcript is spliced from 7 exons.
CUCGCUCCAGCUGUUUCCCGCCUUGGGCCGCGGGCAGAGGCCGGAGCCGGGCCGGGAGGGGCUGAACCGGGCCGGGACGAGCCGGGCUGGGCUGAACUGGGCCCCCCGCCCCCGUUAUGGAGUACUUCAUGGUGCCGGCCCCCAAGGUGCCGGCCCUGCAGCACUUCAGGAAAUCCGAGAAGGAGGUCAUCGGCGGGCUCUGCAGCUUGGCCAACAUCCCGUUGACUCCGGAGACCCAGCGGGACCAGGAGCGGCGGAUACGCAGGGAAAUCGCCAACAGCAACGAGAGACGGCGGAUGCAGAGCAUCAAUGCUGGCUUCCAGUCCCUGAAAACCCUCAUCCCACACACGGAUGGGGAGAAGCUCAGCAAGGCAGCCAUCCUCCAGCAGACAGCCGAGUACAUCUUCUCCCUGGAGCAGGAAAAGACUCGGCUACUGCAGCAGAACACCCAGCUCAAGCGGUUCAUCCAGGAAUUCAGUGGCUCCUCCCCGAAACGGCGACGGGCAGAGGACAAAGACGAGGGGAUUGGCUCACCGGACAUCUGGGAAGAUGAGAAGGCCGAGGAUCUGCGUCGGGAGAUGAUCGAGCUCCGGCAGCAGCUGGACAAGGAGCGCUCGGUCCGCAUGAUGCUGGAGGAGCAGGUUCGCUCCCUGGAGGCCCAUAUGUACCCCGAGAAGCUGAAGGUGAUUGCUCAGCAGGUGCAGCUCCAGCAGCAGCAGGAACAGGUGAGGUUGCUGCACCAGGAGAAGCUCGAGCGCGAGCAGCAGAUCCGAACCCAGCUCCUGCCGUCACAUGCUCCCCCAGCGCCCACCCACCACCCCACCGUGAUUGUUCCAGCGCCGCCUCCCUCCCAUCAUGUCACCGUGGUCACCAUGGGCCCAUCCUCGGUCAUCAACACGGUCUCCACGUCCCGGCAAAACCUGGACACCAUCGUUCAGGCGAUCCAGCACAUCGAGGGGACGCAGGAGAAGCAGCUGCAGGAAGAGGAGCAGAGACGCGCCGUCAUCGUAACGCCAGCACGCGCCUGCCCCGAGCCCUCCGCCUCCGACACCGCCUCUGACACCGAGGGCAACGACAGUGACUCCAUGGACCAGAGCAAAGAAGAGCCCUCGGGGGACGGGGAGCUGCCCUGACACCCCCCGGCCAGCAGCUGGGGAGGGAAGCCAGGGCGGGGGGGGUAACGUCAGAGAAUAUGCUGAAAUUUUUAAAAAAUACAACGCGAUUUGGGUCUCUUUUAUGACCUUUUUCCAAUACUGUAAAGCAGAGCGUUAGAGGCAGGCAAAGGUCACCCUUCAGCUCCCAGGGGGGCGGGGGCU